AUGCCUCAAUCCCCAGCUCAAGGCGUCGUCGUGAACCUGCAAGGUGUCCAAGAGACCACUCUCUUGACACUUGCAGCGAGAGCACGAGAUGCAGCUUCACCCCAGCCCCUGUUAGGUGACCAGUACUCUGCCCAAAUCUUGUCGCGCAUCGACGCCAACUACGACUGGCAACGCGCCAUGGGUAACGAAUUGAUGCAAAAGGUCAUGGUGUCGCGUGCGCGCCUCCUCGACGUCUGGGCAGCCGAGUUCCUCGAUAGUCAUCUCGAAGCAACCGUCUUGCAUCUCGCGUGCGGCCUUGACAGCCGGAGCCUCCGACUGGCCCCAAUCUGGAACACUGCAGAAAAGCGCAUCCGCUGGAUCGACGUCGAUCUUCCUGAUGUCGUUGAAAUGAGAAGGAGCCUCGAGCUACCUGUGCCAGAGGGUGAUUACGAGCUGAGGCCAGCAGAUGUUCUAUCGGACGACUGGCUUCAGUCAAUCCCAGACGACCGGCCUACUCUUAUCAUUGCAGAAGGACUUGUCAUGUAUUUGGGUCCGGAGGAUGGGCUUCGACUUUUUCAGCGAGUCACUCAACGGUUCAAGGCAGUAGGGGGACAAGUGUUGUGUGACCUGGCCGGAUCUUGGACGGUCGCUAGGCAAAAGGCAAGCCCAACGAUGCAAAUGGCCGAAAUGUAUUGGGCCGUUGAUGACCCUGAAACCAUUGCAGACGCUGUGCGCGGACACGGGUGUGGAAAGUUUCGAGUUACCGAGGUCAAGUUUGCAGAGACGAUGACGGAGAAACUUGGCUCACAGAUUCCUUUGUCGACCAGGGUCAUCCUAUGGGUGAUGUCGUGGCUUCCAUGGAGGCUUAUGGUGUAUGUCAGGUUCUCUUUUUGA
Messenger RNA from Pestalotiopsis fici W106-1, 873 nucleotides. RefSeq lists its product as uncharacterized. The coding region runs from base 1 to 873 and encodes 290 amino acids. The record is from RefSeq and is a predicted model, not a curated record. Gene Ontology annotation, molecular function: methyltransferase activity. NCBI's taxonomy places the organism in Eukaryota, Fungi, Ascomycota, Sordariomycetes, Amphisphaeriales, Sporocadaceae. The transcript has a single exon. Gene Ontology annotation, biological process: methylation.